Messenger RNA from Megalobrama amblycephala (Wuchang bream), 1121 nucleotides. It is a transcript of the gene fcer1g, whose product is annotated as Fc epsilon receptor IgFc epsilon receptor Ig. The record is from RefSeq and is a predicted model, not a curated record. Gene Ontology annotation, biological process: cell surface receptor signaling pathway. The transcript is spliced from 5 exons. Bases 119 to 418 code for a protein of 99 amino acids. Gene Ontology annotation, molecular function: IgE receptor activity. NCBI's taxonomy places the organism in Eukaryota, Metazoa, Chordata, Actinopteri, Cypriniformes, Xenocyprididae. Gene Ontology annotation, cellular component: Fc-epsilon receptor I complex.
UUUCACCACAACUUCCCUCUUGUCUGCCUCUGAUGUGCUUUUCACAUCUGUUCACUGAAAGUCUUCUUUGGAGGUGUGUGUCCAGUGAGGUUGUAUUCGAGCAAAGCCCAAGUUUUGAAUGAGGAUGAUGAUGAAGGUGGGAUUGCCGUUCUCUCUUCUUUCUCUUUGGCUCAGCUUCGGCAUUGCUGAUGCAGUGAGCUUAAAAGAGCCGCAGAUAUGCUACAUCUUGGACGCGGUUCUGUUCGUCUAUGGGAUUGUUCUCACUGUCCUGUACUGCAGAAUGAAGAUGCGAAGUAAACAAGCCGGAAGACAGUCAUAUUCAGGGAAGAAAGAUGCCGGCGAAGGGGUUUAUGAGGGUCUCAAGCCUCAUGAUCAGGACACGUACGAGACCAUCAAAAUGAAACAAGGAAAAGCAUAAGACUCAAAGGUCAAGAAUAAGACUCAAAGCAAAAGGAGGGAAAGAAGUUUCUGGACUUUGUACCAUUGUCAUCUUAAGCAUGUCGCACCUGUAAAUAAGCUUUCAAUCACAAGAAGAAAAUGUCGUGUUUAUAACUUUUGGUAAUCACUAGCAUAGAUGUAAUCAAAUAAUCAAAUGUCUACUUUUUUACUUGUUUAAUAAUUUAAAUAGUUACUUGUUUUCAUGUUUAAUGAAUGUAUUUUUCAGUUCGCCUUUUAAACUACAUGUUUAGCUUCUAACAUGUAUACCACACUGCGUGUCACUAUUUUCAAGGCUAACUUCCUGCUCAAGCUUCUGUAGCAACAUGCCACCAACCCCACAGAGUCCGAGUCAUUUCCUGUUUUAAAGAAUAAAUGAGUGGUCUGACAAAAAGUGCAUCUGUCUUUGACCACAUGUGUGAGAGAUGGAAACAGAGGUAUGUUUGAUUGUAUAUGUGUAGGCCUUUUUUUUUCCAUUGGUUUAAGACUGAGCGUUCGUAUCGUUUUGCUCUGAGACUAUUUUUUUUUUCUGCUACAUGUGGCAUCUAAGAGAACAACUGUAUGUGUAUGAUACAAAAAUUAUACCACUGAUGUCAGUAUUUACUUUAAGAAUUACAAUAUAGACUUGAGUUUGUAAGAAUUUAUUAUAAGAGUUUAAAUGCAUUAAAUACUUCCAAAAAUUGUAA